AUGUUUGCAAGACAUUUAUAAUAUUCAUUCAUCAAGGAUAUCAUGACCAUGCAAAUGCAAGGGUACCUAGGAGUAUGUUCACAAUAGAUGCCAGAGAACUUGGGUAAAGUCUUCUAGUAAAUAACACUGUACAGUUUGUCUAAGAAUGACAAGAAGGAGGAGUUUGAUUUGAAUGUUCAAACAUAUAUCCAUAUAUACAGUUUAUGUUAGUUUAGUGCUUUUGAUGGCUCUUAACUUUCAUAGCAUGCAUAAAUUGUUUGUGAUGGAAGUUAUUAUUAAAAGGAUUUCCUGGAAUGA
Messenger RNA from Stylonychia lemnae, 297 nucleotides. Lineage: Eukaryota; Ciliophora; Spirotrichea; Sporadotrichida; Oxytrichidae. The record is from the annotation of a GenBank genome assembly.